GAGGCGCCCGUAUUGAAGAGAUUAUGGCAUCUGAAACCCACAAUGUUAAAGAACGGAACUUUUAUAAUAAUAUUGAGGAUCAUUCCAUUGAUCUUCCUAGAAAAAAGAUCUCUAAUUUUACUAAUAAGAACAUGAAGGAGGUUAAGAAAUCUCCAAAACAGUUGGCUGCUUACAGAAAUAGUGGACUGAGUCUGCAACUGAGAACAGUUGGACAAGCUGUGAAAAACCCAGAUGAACUACGGAAGGUGAUCUUCCACAGAAAGAGUCAUUAUCCUUUUCCAAAUUCUUGUUCUAAAAAGAAACAGUCCCCUAGAAGUGGGGGCUGUGACAUGGCAAAUAAAGAAAAUGAACUGGCUUGCGCAGGCCACCUGCCUGAAAAAUUACACCAUGAUAGUCGAACAUACUUGCUUAACUCCAGCGAUUCUGGUUCUUCACAGACAGAAAGUGCAUCAUCAAAAUACAGUGGGUUUUUUUCUGAGGUUUCUCAGGACCAUGAAACAAUGGCACAAGUUUUGUUCAGCAGGAAUUUGAGAUUGAAUGUAGCUUUAACUUUCUGGAAAAAAAGAAGUAUAAGUGAACUUGUAGCUUAUUUGGUGAGGAUAGAAGACCUUGGAGUGGUGGUGGAGUGCCUUCCUGUGCUUACCGAUAGUUUACAGGAAGAAAAGCAAUAUAUCUCACUCGGCUGCUGUGUAGACUUGUUGCCUCUUGUAAAGUCACUACUUAAAAGCAAAUUUGAAGAAUAUAUAAUAGUUGGUUUAAACUGGCUUCAAGCAGUCAUAAAAAGGCGGUGGUCAGAACUAUCAUCCAAAACAGAAAUUAUAAAUGAUGGAAAUAUUCAGAUUUUAAAACAGCAAUUAAGUGGAUUGUGGGAACAAGAAAACCAUCUUACGUUGGUUCCAGGAUAUACUGGUAAUAUAGCUAAGGAUGUAGAUGCUUAUUUAUUACAGUUGCAUUGAAAGACUUCAUCUACUAAAGAGCAUUUGGUUGUUCAAAGCAUCCCUGGGCUCUGUGGUUUCCGAAUAAGUCUCAUUGGAGAACUGUGAACUGUGGAAGAAAUCAGAACCUUUUUUGUUUUUUUAAAGCCACAUAAUAAAACCACUAACAAAACGCUAACGGUCUACUUCACAUUGAAGUGGAAAAUUAUCCGAAAGGAGCAGCUUCAACUUGAGUGAGGUGAAAGCGCACCGUGAAGAAGAUUGUUCACCUUUGCUGCACUUGGGAUUUAUAUGGUUAUUUGGCAACAUUGUUUAAGAACUACUGGAUCUUAGUGCAGUCCUGCAUAAGAA
Miniopterus natalensis is the source of this 1286-nucleotide messenger RNA. Its product is annotated as KATNB1-like protein 1. Gene Ontology annotation, molecular function: microtubule binding. Gene Ontology annotation, cellular component: nucleolus. The record is from RefSeq and is a predicted model, not a curated record. NCBI's taxonomy places the organism in Eukaryota, Metazoa, Chordata, Mammalia, Chiroptera, Miniopteridae.